Drosophila takahashii is the source of this 737-nucleotide messenger RNA. The record is from RefSeq and is a predicted model, not a curated record. Lineage: Eukaryota; Metazoa; Arthropoda; Insecta; Diptera; Drosophilidae.
GUUCCCCCCUUUUCAGCCCCCCCUCCCCAUUUCGCCACGCCCAUUUGCAUAUGAACAAACGCUUUUAGAGAGAAAUGCUAAGAAGCAGCGGCGAAAUUUCAUUUGCAUGCGAAUUGAUGUCGGGUCUCCCGUUCAGCUCGUGUUUCUUGUGCGAUGAGAUGUGUUACAUAUGGUACGAAUCCGAGUUCCAAACGGAACUUGGCCAAUGGCAGAAGAAAUGCGAGGCGAAAAACAAAAGAAACCAGCUGUUGGCUUACGAGGAGGAGGAAUUGGAGAUGGAAAUGGAACAUGAUUUCAUACUACCAACAGCAGCAGCUAUUAUUUUUCGGAAAUAUCUUAUAGCAUAUUUCAUGGAAAUAGACAAAUACAGCAUCAGCGAUAAGUGAGUGAGCAAGUGUGUUGUUCUGGCUUUCCCGGUAAUUCUCAGGUGGGAUGCCAACUUUAGAGAACUCUUUGUUCGAUGCUAAUGAACUAGAGAAGAGGAAGAAAGAACAACGGGGGAAUACACCUCAUCUAGAAGCUCCAAAGAGAGCAGAGCAACAAGUUGAAAAGGAAAAGAAGGAGCAAAAAAGCCAACAAAAACUAUCUAUAAAUAGCCCAGCAAAAACACUGCAAGUGAAGGAGAAGGAGAGUAGCUAACAACUACACUGAACAAUAACGGAAUAAACAACAGAAUCCCACAUAAAAAAUCUUUGUAAUUAAAUCUUAUUUGUAUUUAAAUCUUUAAAAAAUGUGGG